Messenger RNA from Mytilus trossulus (common blue mussel), 1945 nucleotides. Its product is annotated as pyrokinin-1 receptor-like. Gene Ontology annotation, molecular function: neuromedin U receptor activity. NCBI's taxonomy places the organism in Eukaryota, Metazoa, Mollusca, Bivalvia, Mytilida, Mytilidae. Gene Ontology annotation, cellular component: plasma membrane. Bases 425 to 1600 code for a protein of 391 amino acids. Gene Ontology annotation, biological process: neuropeptide signaling pathway. The record is from RefSeq and is a predicted model, not a curated record. The transcript is spliced from 4 exons.
UAGUAAGAUUUAUUUUCGAGCUUAUAUCAAUCAGACAAUAUCGUAGGCACGACUGUAUAUACUGUUGAGAUUUAACUAUAGAAAUCAAUGCUCUUAUGGUGUGGUUAGUGCCAAAUUAUUGUUUAAAUAGUAUAGGCCGUAUAUAGUUUCUACUUGUCAAAGUUGUGAAGAAAAUUUUCAACUUCGGUUUUUAUUAUAGUGUAUGUUAUGCAUACUGAUGUGAUAAUGUCAGAUGCAGUAAUAUAAACUUGAUAUAAAUAAGCAGGAAAUACCGUUUUGCGUUACUCUAUAAUAAACAAUGUUAAUUUAAUUUGUUUAAUUUACAUUGAUACAGGAAGAGUAAUUAAGAAGCUAACGUAAGCAUCUUCGAAUAUUCAUUGAAGGUUGAGUAGAACACAUCGUUUUUUGAAUAUAAACAACAAAAAUGAAUAGAUCUUUAAACAUUUCAAACGGUACUUUCGAUGCAGCCGCUUACCUUGUUAUCAAAUUGGGUGAUAGGUAUGUCAAUACGGAACAACUUGUUGUGCUCAAUAUUAUAUAUAUUGGAAUAUUUAUAUCUGGGAUGUUUGGAAAUGUUUGCACCUGCAUUGUGAUUGCAAGUAAUCGUAAUAUGCAUACAGCGACGAAUUAUUAUCUGGUUAGUUUGGCAGUUUCGGAUCUAAUGACACUGAUAAUAGCAUGGCCAUCAGAAUUGUACAGCAUCUGGGAAGCCUAUCCAUGGAGGUUCGGAAAAGAAUUUUGUGUCUUGAAAUCAUACAUCCAGGAAAUUACUGCAUAUGCUUCCGUUCUCACUAUCACUGCUUUCACAAUGGAGAGAUAUGCUGCAAUCUGUCAUCCAAUGAGAUUUCAGAGUUUUUCAAACUUGUCGAGGUCAAUCAAGGUCAUCAUUACUGUUUGGAUUGUUGCUUUCUGUUGCGCAUUGCCAUAUGCUCUUUAUGGAAAAGUUUUCUAUGCGGUGAUUGAUCCCAACACUGGCCAACUUUUGGAAAAUUCGUUGGUCUGUAACAUUCCGUAUGAAUUACAUGAUAAAAUGAGAUAUAUGUUUCAAGUGUCGGCGUUUGUUUUCUUUUUGUUGCCGAUGACAAUCAUUCUUGUGAUGUACCUCUUGAUUGGAAUCACUCUUUGUCGCUCAGACAUGGUUCUAGAUAAUAAAAGUAUAGCAAAGUCAUCAACAGCUGCAGACCCGGUAAAAUCUAGAAAAUCAGUUUUGAAAAUGUUAGUUGCAGUGGUAAUAGCGUUUUUCUUGUGCUGGGCACCAUUUCACUCACAAAGAUUAAUGACGUUGUACGUAGAGCUGUGGACACCUGAAUUACACAACACACAAACAACAUUAUUCUACAUUUCAGGAGUUUUGUACUUUGUGAGUGCAACUGUAAACCCUAUAUUGUACAACCUGAUGUCAAAGAGAUUUAGACAAGCAUUUAAAAGAACAUUAUGUAAAUGUUGUAAGAAAGAUAGCAGUUCGGAUGUGAAUCUCUUUGGAAAUGGUACACAUAAAGAUUCCUCAUCACAUUACGCCUACGGUAGAAUAUCACGUCACGGAAUAAUUCAUCAAUCCACCACUAUUAAGGAUACCUCCCUGGCUGACAUGACUGUAUAAGAAUUAAGUAAUAGAAAGAGACGUUUUAGUUAAAAUUCGUUUCGGAGACACGUGCUCAGUAGCUUAGAUGUAAACAAAACGCAAUAGAGCUAUUACGUUAAUUCUAUUGUUUUGAAUACCGAUUGUUUUCGCUGCACUAAUUCUUUACAGAAGUCGUAUUUUCCAAAUGACCGGUGUAUGAUUGUACAGUGUUGGAGACUAGACAUUGUUAUUGUGUUCAUUGAUAUAAACAAUAGAAACUUUGCGACAAUUAGAAUGAUGCUAAGCAGCCCAAAUCAACGAGAAUAUCCUCAUUAUACAACAGUUUUUACAUAAAUGUUCAUUUAUGAAAUUAAAAAAGUAAUC